Branchiostoma floridae (Florida lancelet) is the source of this 3133-nucleotide messenger RNA. RefSeq names its product glutamate receptor ionotropic, kainate 2-like. Gene Ontology annotation, biological process: modulation of chemical synaptic transmission; synaptic transmission, glutamatergic. NCBI's taxonomy places the organism in Eukaryota, Metazoa, Chordata, Leptocardii, Amphioxiformes, Branchiostomatidae. Gene Ontology annotation, cellular component: plasma membrane; postsynaptic membrane. The coding region runs from base 15 to 2036 and encodes 673 amino acids. Gene Ontology annotation, molecular function: glutamate receptor activity; transmitter-gated monoatomic ion channel activity involved in regulation of postsynaptic membrane potential. The transcript is spliced from 13 exons. The record is from RefSeq and is a predicted model, not a curated record.
GGAGGGAGACGUAUAUGCUGUACAACAAACGGUCAGAGUUCUACAGCUGCUUUGAAGCCAUGUUGAAUGAAGCAGCCUCCCGAAUGUUUCACUUCUGGUCUCAGGAUAUUCCACCUGACAAGGAGGACGGCAACGCUCUGGGUGCCAUUUUGUAUGACGUCAGCACUUCCGGGCGAAAGAACGUGCUUCUGAUGACAAGUGAGGAUAUAGUGGAGGUCAUCCUGGACAAGGCUGCCGACAUGCUGCUGCUUACGCCGCACAGCCGCUGGAUCGUAACAAGCUUCGAUGUCCAUGAAAGUCAGUUGCAGAGUGCACGGAACAGUGGAGCCCUCCUGACCCUGCUUCGCCCCUUCCCUGAGACACCCCCACCCUGGGGACGUGAUGCACCUGAUGGACAGCUGUCUUACAGGACGCGGCUGGCUUUGGACGCAGUCAAGCUCGUGUCUAGCCUGUCUCCGGACCUUGUCACGGGGUACUCACGGAUGUCGGAUAAGAGUGACUUGGUUCAGGGAAGCCUGAACUGCCGUACCGGAUUGAAAAACUAUAUACCCGAGCAUACUGUUUUCCAGAAUGACUUUUUGGGAUUCAGUGGCCAAGUGUCCUUUGAUAGCUGCGGGAAGAGAAAGAAUGCGACGGUCUACAUCCAUGAACAUCUUCAAGGAAAGUCCAAGCAGGUCGGGACCUGGAACCCGGAAGGCACGACAUUGCUUCAUCACAAAUGGCAGAGACCCGUCAACAUUCACCUACUAUCGGGACGACACCUUCAUGUCUAUGGCGUUUUCAGCAAACCAUUCUUCAUGAAGAAACCAGACAAAAGUGGUGAGGUUGGGUCCAAUCCGUACCACGGCUAUCUUGUGGACCUGCUGGAGAUGCUGGCUUCGCGCCUGAACUUCACCUGGGACAUCACGGGGGUGGGUGGCAGCGGGAAUUUACUGACUACACUCAAUUCAGGGAAGUAUGACCUGGUGUUGAAUGGAAUUCCCAUGCGCCCUCGGUACCACGGACAAAUAGAGUUUUCCAUUCCACUCACCACACGCGGGUACUUCCUCACCAUGAAGAAGCCAAAUCGUCUGCGGGAUCAAGGCAUCUUCGAAUUUUUGAAACCAUUUUCUAGAGAGGUGUGGUUCUCAUUUGUGGCCGCCGCUGUGGGAGUGAGUCUUGUCAUGGCGGCAAACGGCCGUCUGAACCCGUACGAGUGGUCCAAGGCAGCUGGGCGGGGAGAGGUGUCAGAGGAGGAGGCAGACAACCUCAGCCUCGUCAACAGUCUCUGGUCUUCUUAUGGAGCGGCUGUGAGCCAAGGGCAGGAGUUUCUACCCCGAUCAGCGACAGGAAGAGUGAUAGCUGGAACCUGGUGGUUCUUCAUACUGGUUAUCAUCGCGUCUUACACCGCCAACUUAGCUGCCUUCCUGUCCAGACCUUCAGCUGAGCGGAGCAUCAGGAGCCUGGCUGAUCUGGCUCGUCAGACGGACGUGCCGUAUGGGACCUACAAGGGAUACACCUUCGUCAAGUUCUUGAAGAAGUCUCAGGAGGAACCUUUUAAGACCAUCGGUCGAUAUCUCGACACAAAUUCAGAUGAGGUUCUCUUCAACAAGUCCCGUCAGGCAUUUGAGCGCGCUGUCAAGGGCGACUUUAUCUUCAUCUCCCCCACCGGCACAUUCGAGUACGAGAUCCUCAACGAGAGGUGCGACAUGGUCAUCCUCACCGACGAGUACUUCUUCAAGUUUAAGUCGGCACUUCCGUUUCCGCUUGAUUCACCUUACCGGGCAGAGGUCAACGAGGCCCUGAUGGACAUGGUAGAUAACGGGCAGAUGGACGUACUUCAGAACAGGUGGUUGAACAAGAAGAAGUACAAAUGUUACACUGGUUCAAAAGAAGGAGACGGUGUAUUGGACUUGGAGCAUCUGGAUGGGAUAUUCUUCUAUCUCAUGCUUGGAACAGGUGUUGCCAUGGUGAUCUCUUUUCUGGAAUGGUUUCAUUUCAGAUGCAAGAAAAGUGGCAGAUCUAGUAACAAUGGGCCCAGCGAACCUGCCACUUAAAGUAACGUCAUUAUUAGAGGGCUGUCGCAUUGGGACAUUAUUUGCAUGCAGGAGAAAGAAAACAGUCAGCAGCAACGAAGUAGUCAAUCACAUUCAUUAAUCUAUUUAUUUCUGUAUUCAAAAGAUCCGGGUAGCGACUACAAUAUCUUGUUAAACUUUGAGGGUAUAGAACAUAGGAAAAAUUGUAACAUUAGUUACAUUACAGAAACUCAGCAUAUAUGCAGAGAUGUAUCGAAUGAUAUCAUAAUAAGGAUGAAUAAAACAAGAUAUACAAAUAUCAGACAUACAGAAGAGUUUAUAUACAAAACCUCAAUAUCAGAGUCGUAACCAAAAAUCAACUUCAAUACUGUUCCGUAUUGUCAUAUCAUAUCUUCGAAGGUCAAAGGUCUCUGUGUCACAGCUGCUCAUACAGCAGAUAUGUCACUGGACUGCGCUAAAUUGCGCCAAUUUGCGAUUAAACCCCAAUUUUACCUUUAAAGGCCAUGCUGAAUUGAUUAUAUGGAUAACAUCCGCACAAGCAUCAAUUUUCGCCCGCGCCCCCCCCCCCAAUUUUUUUUUAUUGUACUGUAAAUAGUACAGCGCAGCUGCAAAGUAAGCAAGUAUAAGAACAAAAAUUAACAUCGCGCCUUCUUGCCAAUUGCGGGUUUUCCGGUGCCACUUUCAGGAGCCACUUUGCGAAUACCUUUCACACAAAAUAGCGCAGCCCAGUGAGAUACUUUCUUUAGGUUUAUAGUUUUAGGUGGACACGAAUGGCUUCUGAUCAUGAGUGAUAUAACCUAUCAAACUUGCUAUUAUCACAAUAAAGAUAUAAUCAUGUCAAUAUAUAAAUGCUUCCGACUAAUAUUGCGAAACUACAAAGACAUGGCAAGGAUUAUAGUUAUUCAUAAACUAAAGCAUGUUGCAUGUGAAACCCGCCAAGUGUAUCACACAUGUUUACGAAUUCAGACACCCAGAUACAGUUUAUAACAUAUAACUCUAUAACUAUCUAUGAUAAAUGAUGAUAAGAAACUGUAACGCUUCCUGUUAAAAGUACAGACCGUGUUGUAUUCCCAGGCCACCUGGUCAUUGAACAACGCUGAAUAAACUACUCUACUGAA